Messenger RNA from Tetranychus urticae (two-spotted spider mite), 2812 nucleotides. Its product is annotated as late secretory pathway protein AVL9 homolog. The record is from RefSeq and is a predicted model, not a curated record. Gene Ontology annotation, cellular component: cytoplasm. NCBI's taxonomy places the organism in Eukaryota, Metazoa, Arthropoda, Arachnida, Trombidiformes, Tetranychidae.
UAUGAUUCUCAAACUGUGAAUCUUUAAAUGAGACUUUGUUGUUAUUAAUUUAUUUUUGGUUAUUGGAAAACUGUGAAUUCAAGAGAUUUUUAUUCUUGGCUCUUCUCCUUUUUGCACAUUUUUCCUUUCUAUCAACCGUGUUAAAUCUAAAGACUGAUUAAGGAGAUUCGUUUUUGCAGUAAAGACUGAUUUGAUAGCACCCUGUUCAGUGCAACACGCUCGUUUUUGGCUAUUUAAUUUUUUAAUGCUCCUGGCUUUUGCUGUUAAAGUAUUUUCAAAUUCCAACUCAUCAUGAUAUUUCAAACGAACCUGAAGGCAGUCAUGUAUGACAUUUGAUCCAAUUUUUCAUCAGCAAGAUUAAUGUCAUGUUUAUUGGCAAGUUCUUACGUUGAGGGUCAGCUUAGGCAACUAUCUAAAAAUGAAGGAAUUAGAAAACUGUGAUCACAAUGGACCAAUCUUAUAUGUUCUGGUUGUUGGAUUUCAUCACAAAAAAGGCUGUUUAAUUGAAUACUGCUUCCCAAAAAUGAGGCACACAGAAGAUUCAGAUGGUAAAGAAAGUGAUAUGGAUGGAAACGAUGACUCAACAACCAAUGAAAAUGACAAUAAAAAGCCUUUCAAACUACCCAAAGUUUGGCGGACUUUACCAUCAAUAGCUUUACCUGAUGGUGCUCACAAUUAUGAUCGUGAUACAAUUUACUUUCAUCUUCCACAUCCUGAUAGGCCGCUAUCCACAAUUUAUGGCAUCUCAUGUUAUCGUCAAAUUGCUUCGGACCGACUGCAUCGUAAAACUGAUGAUGUAACUCGGGGAACAGUUCAGAAAAGUGUUGUCCUGCUCAGUGAAUUACCGUUAUAUGGUUUAAUUGCUGCUAAAUGUGAAAUGAUUACCUACGCCUACUUCAAUGAGUUUGAUUUUUCCAAGGUAGACUGUUUAAAGGAGCUUUAUUUCAAUUUGAAUGGGUUAUUGACCGAAGAAUAUCUUAAUUCCAGUGAAGUUUUUCUUGGACUUUCCCCUCGUGAUCUAAUUGCUACAUUCCAACAUAAAAUACUCAUUCUUUUUAAAUUAAUUCUACUCGAAAAAAAGGUUUUAUUUUAUAAAUCACCUGUUAAAGACUUAUGUACCAUUAUCUUGACAUUACUUUCUUUAUUUCCCGGUAUGAUUGAAGAAGGCGGUCUCGAUUACUCUUCAACCUCAGUUGUACCAAAACCAUCAAGUGGUAGAAAAUUCUCAGGAGAUAUUGAACUUCUUGAUCCUUUAAUUCAAGAAAUAGAUGCUAAGGAAAAGGAGUUGAAUUCUUCAAGAUCUAAAUUAAAGUCUGAAACAAUUGAAGACUCUGCAAUCUCUGAUAAUACUGACCGAGAAAAAGACGAUGAGCUUUUACUAGCAGAGAAAGAGGAUUGUCCUAAUAAUAAAGAAGAAGAAGAAGUAAGCACCGAAGGAAUCACCGAAGGAAUAACUGAAGAAAUCAUUGAAGGAAUUAUAAAUCAAGAAAAUGAAUCCGACGAGCCCGAUUCAUCAAUGAUUACUGCGAAAGAUAAAAGUGAAGAAGUGAAAAUAGUAACAGAUAGUGAUGAUAACAAGACUGAACAAAUUGAAGUAUUUGAUGAUAUUGACAACGAUGUAUUGAACAUAAGUCAUGAUGAUAUUGAAGUAAAAGAAGAUCAAUCAAAAGAUUCUCAAGAACAUACUGGAUCAUCAACCCCACCACUUUUCAAAUUACCUCUAUCAGAAUGUGGUUUACCUCUUAGGAUAUUUGGCAAUGGUUCUUUCUGUCAUCCAUAUUUGUCAAUAACUUAUUUGGAUAUUUUGAGUGACUCCAGAGUUAGAUCUUGUGUCGUCGGUGCUACUAAUUUUCUAUUCAAACAAAAGAGAAAUUUAUUUGACAUUAUAAUCGAGGUUGAUGGAGCCAAAAUUGAGAUUAAUGAUCCCGAAUUAAGGAAAAGAGUUACCCUUUCAACGGAAGACCUAAGAUUUGCAGACUAUCUGGUAAAGGCAGCACUGGAAGGGCAGGUAAUUAAUAAAAAUUCUAAUACUGUUCAACUUGUACCAAAUGAUGGUUCUUCUUGGGAGGGGUGUGAUGAUUGGCUACGCUAUCAGUUCAAAAUAUAUCUUCUUCAUCUUCUCCGGACAUCUCAAUGUGAAGAAAAUAGCAAAGAAUAUGCUUCUUUCAAUUCACUCUUCAUGGCCAGUUGGAAGGAAACUUACAAUUAUCGUCUAUGGUCGGCUCUUUCAAAACCUGGUAUUUUUGAGGUUAAUCCUGGUCACCCAUUCCAUGGACAGUUGAGCAUUGCUGAUAUGAAACUCAAACUAUCUCAAGCCUUUUCGAAUACCGAAAGGGGUAAAAAACUUAAUCAAACAUUGGGCCAAACUAGUAAAGCUGUUGGAGGUGCACUUAGUUCAGCUAAAACUGCAGUUUCUUCUUGGUGGUCUUCUCAAUGGAAUUCAACCAAUAGAGCUAGAGAUGUUUCUCCUACUAAUACUUCAUCCUAUUCCCUAUCUGGUCUUCUCAAAUCAUUGGAUAAAAAUUCAUCAGAGGAACCGGCACCUAAAGAAGAUGUUUAACUUCAAAUUGAACAAGCUUAACAUUUCCAAUUUCUAGUCUGUACUAAUUACUGUUCUCAAUGCAAUGUGAUUUUUUGUGUGAAUGUAAACAAAGACGUAUUAAUAUAAUAUUUAUAAAAAUCAAUGUCAAAAUGAAUUUGACAACAAUUCUUAUCAUGAAAUCUAUUAUAUGAAACUUACCAAAUAAAAUCAUAAGAUGUACCAUGAUGUUCAAUUUCUUUACCAAUGAACAAUUCAAUAAACAAAACCAUU